Lucilia sericata (common green bottle fly) is the source of this 4126-nucleotide messenger RNA. RefSeq names its product blastoderm-specific protein 25D (gene Bsg25D). Gene Ontology annotation, biological process: microtubule anchoring at centrosome. Gene Ontology annotation, cellular component: centrosome. The record is from RefSeq and is a predicted model, not a curated record. NCBI's taxonomy places the organism in Eukaryota, Metazoa, Arthropoda, Insecta, Diptera, Calliphoridae. The coding region runs from base 621 to 4055 and encodes 1144 amino acids. The transcript is spliced from 8 exons.
UACACACACAUACACAUAUACAAUAAUUGUACAAAAAAGUAGACACAACAAAAAUUAGUUUUCUUGUUUUAUUUUUUCUUUAAUUUAAAUUAAUUUUAAUAAAUUUGCUAAUUGGAUGCAAAGAAGUGUAUUUACCCCACAAGGUGCUCGUUUCUAGUGUAAAAAUAUCAAAUAAAAGUGUGAAAAUAAGUUUUACAACAAAUCUAGAAAACAUAAUAAUAAUUGACACAAAACCAUCAUAAUUGUACAUCGUAUGUGUGUGGGGUCAUCAUCAUACCACUACCGCCGGCAUCUCUGCGAGCAGUGCUUAGGAAAGCAGCGUCUCAGCAAAUCUGAUUUUUUUUAUAUGAACUAAGCAUUUUACUUAGAGGGGGGGCAUCUCAGCAAAAUUGUCCCCAUAAGUUAUAUACGUGUUUGUGUGUCGAACUCAGCAAAAAUUGCUGAGCUGCAGCAAGUGUGAAAGCAGCGAGAAAGAAUACGUUAACGUUUUUUGGCAGAGAAGCAAACGAAAACAAAAACAUAUUGUAAAUUUUAUUGAUUUCCCCAAAAAUUUCUUAAAAAAAUUAAAAAAAAAAAACAAAAAGAAGACGAGACAGUAUUUUAGCUAAUUAGCAAAUAAAAUGGAAUUUUCGGCCGAUCCCUAUGAAUACAAGUUAUAUCAAAUGUUCCAAAGUUGCGAUACAAAUCAGUGUGGUUUUUUGGAUGAAAAUUCCCUCAGACGUUUGUGUGCACAACUAGAAUUACGUGAUAAAGGUGCAGUGCUUAUUGAAAAUUUAGCCCGGGAAGGACGCACAUCACAUGUUACCUUUGAGAACUUUAAGGAAGCUUUAUUGAAUUUUUUAGGCACCGAAAUCGAUGGUGCAAAUACCAGUGAUAUUACAGGAGAACAAAGAAAAGAACAAAUUGCAAAAGACAACCAGGAUAGUGUGGAUAAAUCAAGUGGAGAACGUGCUUUAAUCAUAUCGGAACAACAGGAAACCUUCAUUGUCGACAGUCCGCCAGAAUCACCGGAUCGUGAAGUUUCACCCAAACUGGUGGUGGGCAGCAAAAAGUAUGGUCGCCGUUCCCGGCCACAGACACAAAGAACACCCAAUGAACAAACGGCCUCUGAUUCUGAUGAUUCCAAUGAAGAACAAGAUUCUCACAGAGGCUGCACAACGCAACAAGUUAAAAGAUCAACUUCACAAACCGAUAUACCCGGUUCAAGAAGACGUUGUGCUACUUCCGGCGUAACAGAAAGUAAAUUGAAAAGAUGUGCUUCAUUACCAGCCCAAAGAAAUCUUUUCAAUGCCAAUAAAACCAAAUUGGUAACUAACAAAGGAAGCCUGGUUAAAGACUCACUGGUACCAAUAACAAAAAAUACCCUCAGCAGCAGCGUAGAAUCCUUAGGUUUGAAAAAUCUUACAUCUGCCAUGCACGCUGUUUGGAGUUCCUAUGACUGGGAGUUAAGCAAAAGUCAUUUUAAAACUGGAUAUUUGGCUAAAGAAUCACCAGGUUUGAUGGAAACUUUACCCAUAAACAGCAUUCUAGAUAUAUGGGAACGUGCUUCAAUACCCAAUGGUCGUGGUAUAUUAUUAGCUUUAGGCUUUGAUAAUGAUGAAAUCAAUAUAGCUCAACUGAACAAGGUAAUGGAAGAGGAAAUCUCAAAUCUUGAAGAUGAACCACAAAUGGCUUUAAUGAAAGCCUGUUUAGUGCUACAAACCGAAGAACUUGGUAGUCUUAGGCAAUUUUCCAAACAACUGCGUGAUGAAAAUGCCAAGUUAAGAGCAGAUAAUAAAGAUGCCAAUAGACGUAUUUCUCUGCUGGCGGCUGAAAUAGAUGAAAGACAUGCUUCUUUGGAAGAUGCCACCAAAAAAGAGAUACGCCUUUUAGAACAAAGACAUGCUGGUGUAGUACGUGAUUUAACAGCACGCUUAGCUAAUGAUCGUGAAAACUGGUGUAAUCUUAAUACUCGCUUAGAAUCGAAACUGAAAAUUUUUGAACAAGAAGAGAUCAAGAUAAAAACCGAGCUAGAACUAGUGCGCCGUGAAAAUGAAGACUUGGAGGGAGAAAAACAAAAAAUGCAAAAACAAAUAACCGAAUUAUUAGAAAAGAAUAUUGAAUUGCAGCGUGAACUAACCGAAAUGGAUGAAACUAAUCAUUGUGAAAGACGUAAACAACAAUUCGAUAAGUCCAACGAUGAUGAGGAGGUUUUACGUUUAGUGGAAAAAGUAUCCACUUUACAAGUUGAAAACUGCAAUCUAAGAGAUAAAAAUGAUGAGUUAAUAGCAGAAGUAGAAACUCUAAAUCAUGAUCUUAAUAAAAUGAAAAUGAAAUGGAAAAAAUUAACAAUUAAUCAGGAAACGACCAAUCAAGAUUUAGAUGAAAAUGAAAUGAGCUCUUCCAGUACAGCAACUAAAAGACGUGGUGAUUCUCCCUCCAAGACCAGGCUCAUUGAAGAGAGUCCUCGUUUGGGUAAACUAAGGAAAUGUACCAAUGAUGCCAACAAUACUUGUAGUGAAAAUAGUGAUACAAGUGGUGAAUGGAUGGCUUUGAAUUCAGAAUUACAUAAUUCUCAAACAAAAUCCUCUGAAAUAGAAACACUCAGGAAAAGAAUCUCAGAAUUAGAAGAACAAUUAAAACAGGCUAAAGAGAAACUGCUAACACAAACUCCCUCAACAUCUUCUGCAAAUGUCAGCCACGAAGAACGUUGCAAAGAACUAGAAGCCAGUCUAGAGCAAAUGCAAAAAGCUUAUGAAGAUUGUGAAGAUUACUGGCAAGCUAAACUAACCGAAGAGAGAAAUCUAUUCGAAAAAGAGCGACAAAUUUAUGAAGAAGAACAGCAAGAGAGUGAUAAAAAGUUUACCGAACUCAUGGAAAAGGUACGUGAGUACGAGGAACAAUUCAGCAAAGAUGGCCGCCUUUCACCUAUCGAAGAGAAAGAUGCCCUCGAACAGCAAUAUGCUGAUUUAGAAGCUGAGGCUGAAGAAAUACGAGAAAAUGCUCGUAAAAUGUUUGAAGAAAAAUCACAAGAAAUUGAAGCUUUACAAAACGAAAUCGAAGAUUUACGUAUACGUUUAGGUGAAAGUGUAGAGAUUUUAACGGGAGCUUAUGAACUUAAACCCGAAACCGUAGCUAACAAUACUAGUUUGACCGAAGCUGGUAGUCCAGCUAAUUCUCCCAUUAGCUAUUUAUGGCACCAGAGCACUAUACAAGAACCGGCCAAAAACUGCCAGCCUUUAGAAACGAAUAUAACAGCAUUGGGUUCUAUGUUGCCGGUGAGCAAUCAAACUGUACGCGGCAAUUUAUCUACUUCCGAGACCACUAUAUUCAGCACAACACCUCUACAGUCGCCCAUCGAAAAGCCCACAACACAAUCUCAAACACAAUCAACUCAAUCGGAGGCUGGUGAUGUGGCCGAUUGUGAAACCUCAUCAACAGCAUCGGGUAAAAGCUUUGAAACGCACAGUAUACACUCCAAUCAAAGCUAUCAACAUCAACAACGAAACAAUCAAUCGGCAACUAAAUCCAUUAGCAGUACUAAAAAUAGUUCACCUAGUCCCACGCCUAGCGUUUUAAAAGAUGAGCUUAAACGUUUGAAAUAUUUUGAAAUUUCAUUGAAAGAACAAAUUAAGGAUUUGUCUUUACAACGAGAUGGUUUAAUUAUGGAAUUGCAGCAAUUGCAAGAAGCUAAACCAGUAUUAGAAAAGGCUUAUGCGCGCACCUCACAUCCUUCUUUAAUACAAAGAGUCAAUCAACUUGAACUGAAGAAUAGGCAUUUACAAAACGUUGUCAAACAACAGCAACAGUAUACGGAAUCUAUAAUGCAACAAUCUUGGCGUCAUCAUCAAAUCGAGCUAAAUGAUUUACAUGGUCGCCUAGAGGCUCAAGGAGCUUUAAUUGCCGAACAAGUACAGCGUUUACAAAAUGCUGAUAUUUUAGUUAAAGAUUUAUAUGUAGAGAAUUCGCAUCUUACCGCAUCUGUACAACGACUCGAACAGCAAAGAGUACGAGCUAAUAUGUUGCAGCAACAACAGCAAAGACAAAGUUGUACUGGCUUACCGGGUAUACCUUAAAUAUGACUACAACUAAUGAAUACUUAUGAAAAAAAGAGAAAAAAAAAAAAACAAAUCUUUCUAAGGCAUCA